Messenger RNA from Mesorhabditis spiculigera, 1154 nucleotides. Lineage: Eukaryota; Metazoa; Nematoda; Chromadorea; Rhabditida; Rhabditidae. The record is from the annotation of a GenBank genome assembly.
CAAAGAGAACCCACCUCGUCCUACCAUGCUUGGGUUCAGACCGUAUCUACAUCGUGGAUGUUGCCGAUCCAAGGGCGAUGAAGCUGGAGAAGACAAUCGAACCUAAAAAGCUGCACGACUUGGGCGUCUCGUUCCCGCAUACGUCGCACUGUCUGGCCAACGGGAAAAUUCAUGGAUAUCGCACACUGGGCGAUAAAGACGGCGGAAAUAGAGGGAAUUUCCUGUUGCUGGAUGGUCAGAGCUUUGAGCCAACGGGUAACUGGAUCCCAGCCGAUGGCGACGUGGCUUUCAAUUAUGAUUUUUGGUACCAACCCCGGCAUAAUGUGAUGAUGUCUACCGAAUGGGGCGUACCGCGGUUAAUCAAGGAAGGAUUUAACCCAGCUCACGUGCAACAGGGCAACUACGGUCACAGUGUGCACAUUUUCGAUUGGACCACGCGGGAGAAGCGGCAAACAAUUGAACUCCCUAUGCCUGAAGGUGCAAUCCCCCUGGAGAUCCGCUUCCACCACGAGCCGGAGAGCCAACAUUGCUUUGUCGGAGCUGCCCUAGGAUCAUCCAUUUUUCACAUUCGACCCGACAAUGAGGAUCCUGAAAAAUACGCGGCUGACUGUGUGAUCAAGGUGGAGCCACUCGAGGUCGAGGGCUGGGCUCUACCAAUGAUGCCCUCCCUCAUCACUGAUAUCCUCAUCAGCAUGGAUGAUCGUUUCCUCUACUUUUCGAAUUGGCUACACGGAGAUUUGCGUCAGUAUGACAUCUCCGAUCCUGAGCACCCGAAAUUGACUGGCCAGCUCUGGCUUGGCGGCAGCCUUCACAGCGACACCGGCGUGACGGUGAAAGAUGCGAGCUUUAAGCAGCCCGAGCCCCUGUUUGUUAAGGGAACAAGGAUCGCAGGCGCUCCACAAAUGCUGCAGCUAAGCCUUGACGGGAAACGGCUCUAUGUCACCAUGUCUCUAUACAGGCCCUGGGAUCGUCAAUUCUACCCGAAACUGCUAGAAACCGGUGCCGCGAUGCUCCAGAUCGACGUCGAUGUCGAGAAGGGCGGAAUGAAGCUGAACAACGAUUUUCUGAUCAAUUUCGGAGAGGUAGAAGGUGGACCAUACGUGGCUCACGAGAUGCGCUACCCGGGCGGCGAUUGCACUUCCGAUAUCUGGCUU